CUUCCAACCCAAACCAUUCUAUGAUUCUAUGAUUCUAAUUUUGUGUUUUCUCCCCCAGAGAUGACUCGGCUGAAGUGGAUGUUUACAACCCAACGAAGAACGAGUGGGAUAAAAUCCCUGCCAUGCUCCAGGUCCACGUUGGGGGCAGCGUGGCCGUGCUGGGUGGGAAGCUCUACGUCUCUGGUGGCUACGAUAACACCUUUGAACUCUCGGAUGUCCUGGAGGCCUACGACCCCGAGACACGAACGUGGAGCGUGGUGGGCCGCCUCCCCGAGCCCAUCUUCUGGCACGGCAGCGUCAGCAUAUUCCGACAGUUCAUGCCCGAAACCACCCAGGAGGAUGACAGCAUCACGCUGGUGGACAACACCAUCAACCUCAACAGGCACCCCCCCCCCCCCACACCUCUGGCUCCACGCGAGUUCGUUUUGUGUUGCUUUGAGAGAAGGCAGAGGCAAAGGAAACACAAACGUACUGAGGAGAGAGGGAGUGGAAAUUUUGGAAUGCUUGACAUGCUGCUGCGGAGCCGCCGCCACCGAGCGAGGCCGAGGGACCCGAGGGGUGAACUCUGA
This is a messenger RNA of Calidris pugnax (ruff), 569 nucleotides long. RefSeq names its product kelch-like protein 21. Gene Ontology annotation, molecular function: protein binding. The record is from RefSeq and is a predicted model, not a curated record. NCBI's taxonomy places the organism in Eukaryota, Metazoa, Chordata, Aves, Charadriiformes, Scolopacidae. Bases 123 to 569 code for a protein of 148 amino acids. The transcript has 2 exons.